Molecule: messenger RNA, 858 nt
Organism: Paraglomus occultum
Lineage: Eukaryota; Fungi; Glomeromycota; Glomeromycetes; Paraglomerales; Paraglomeraceae
Source: the annotation of a GenBank genome assembly
AUGAGUCUUUCUUUGACAGACCGACUCGUAGAACUAAGCAAAGCACGGAAUAAUGGCCUUAUUACAGAAGAAGAAUACGCGGCCAUGCGAGCUCGCCUGCUCGAUUCCUUUGCCACAGUCACUAUACCGCCUCGCACAGCUUCCAUGCCACAGGAAUCAGACAUACGACAGUCGCGCACAUCUCCGGUUCCUCCAUCUCGACCAUUACCGCCACCACCCACAACGAAUUACGCACCGAACCGAUGCAGUGAUGACUUACUUCUGAAUGGCGCCGUAGACCUAGCCACCACACUAUAUGCACGGCAAGGUAGCAAAAGUGAAUUGAACCUAAGAUCGUUGUCGAGAGACUUGCCGGUUGCUGGACGACCAGGAACAAGUUUUAGACAAUCAGCGAGCGAUAGGCAGCAGCGAGCACACACGCUGAUACUACCGCGCGACUUAUGGGCACGCUUACGAGACACCAUCAUGACUGAAAGACCUGGAAGUGUUGUAGUUACUGCAAAUAACAGUUUGAGUAUUUGUAAUGGCUAUGACGAGUCGGUACCCGAAACGCCGCCGCCACCAUACUCACCGCCGGAGCCACUCCCUCGGCGCCGCCGUGCCUCCACAAGCUUUUUCGUGAAACAGAAAACGGCUACAGAACUUCGCGAAGAACUAAGCAAACUUGUUGAUGACGCUAAACGAGAACAAGACUCGUGGAAAAUGGAAGAAGCUCGACUGAAAAUGAAAAUGGGUACAAAGCCCGAAGAGAUUGAACGUGUCCGUAGAAAACAAAGAGCAUCUGCGGAAAAGUAUACUAGAAAGAUCGAGGCAAUUAAUAUUAAACUAAGUAUUGCACUCGCUAUAGAACAAGUAUAG